Messenger RNA from Strongyloides ratti, 1155 nucleotides. Its product is annotated as Pasilla. Bases 1 to 1155 code for a protein of 384 amino acids. Gene Ontology annotation, cellular component: cytoplasm; nucleus. The record is from RefSeq and is a predicted model, not a curated record. Gene Ontology annotation, molecular function: mRNA binding. The transcript is spliced from 3 exons. Gene Ontology annotation, biological process: mRNA splicing, via spliceosome; regulation of alternative mRNA splicing, via spliceosome. NCBI's taxonomy places the organism in Eukaryota, Metazoa, Nematoda, Chromadorea, Rhabditida, Strongyloididae.
AUGUCAAAUAACCUUGUUAAGUGUGAAACUAAUAAUAUGUCAGGAAACGCACAAAAAAGACAAAAUAAUGAUAAGGGAGGUCCACCAGCAAAAAGAGGUAAUUCAUUACCUAUGGACAAAGAUUCUGUGGCAAUAAAAAUUCUUAUUCCUGCCUCAGCAGUUGGUGCUAUCAUUGGAAAAGGAGGAGAAACUAUGCGUAAUUUAAAGAAUGACUCUGGUUGUAGAGUUCACAUGUCCAAAAACCAAGAAGUUUAUCAUGGUACAAAUGAAAGAAUAUGUCUUGUUAAAGGCAAAAUUGAUGCAUCAAUGAAAGUUAUGAAUGUUAUUAUUGAUAAGAUUAAAGAAAAAUCUGAUCCAAAUGCUCCUUCUGAUAACUAUGAUCUUAAAGGUGUUGAAAGAGGAAAGAUGAUGAAACUUCUUGUACCAAAUACAUCAGCAGGUAUGGUUAUUGGAAAAAGUGGAAGUAAUAUUAAAGAGAUUCGUGAUAACACUGGUGCUAAUAUUCAAGUUUAUCCAAAAGCUGGAAGUGCUGAAGCUAAGACAUCUACUGAACGUGUAGUUACAAUUGGUCAUGACAACCGUGAGGUUCUUCUUGAUGCAGUUAAAAGGGUUCUUGAAAAAGUUGCCCAGGAUCCUCUUCAUGAUCAACCAUUUGAUAACAAAGAUUCCAAUGAUAAUAAUGGAUCAUUCGCUCAAGUUCCAACACAAAACUUUAGUAAUUUCUCUAGUAAUCCAAAUUCAAAUAUGAAUAAUUGGCAAGGAAAUAAAGAUGGUGGUCAAUUUCCACCUAAUCAACAAAAGUUUAAUCCAAUGAAUGGACUCGGAAAUAUGGAUGUUAUUAAUUUCCUUGAAGGACUUCAAUGUACACUUCGUGGCCAUGGGUUUAAUGAACCAGCUGUUGCUGAAAUUAUGUCUGCGAUGCAGAUUUUAACUAAAUACAAUAUAAUGGGAUUAGGACUUGGUUUGGGUGUUGCUAGCAUAGGAUUAAUGAGAUCAAAUGAACAACAACAAAAUAUGCAAAAUGUUGCUCCAAGUAUGAUGGGCCAACCAGUUCCAAUGCAACAGCCCGGCUAUACUAUGCCACAAGGAAACAUGAUGUCUAACGGACCUGGUAUAAAUCAGGCACCUGGUAGCAGUAUUUUAUUAGCAACUUGA